Molecule: messenger RNA, 2022 nt
Organism: Branchiostoma floridae (Florida lancelet)
Lineage: Eukaryota; Metazoa; Chordata; Leptocardii; Amphioxiformes; Branchiostomatidae
Product: diphthine methyl ester synthase-like
Exons: 8
Coding region: 90-947 (285 amino acids)
Biological process (GO): protein histidyl modification to diphthamide
Molecular function (GO): diphthine synthase activity
Source: RefSeq, a predicted model, not a curated record
UGCGAUUGCUGCCAGACAUUCACCUUUGACCUAUAAUUUUGUCGUCUGACACACGUGAAGUGAAUCUGGAAAGAGAUUUUUGGUGAAAAAUGUUGUAUCUUGUUGGACUGGGGCUUGGCGAUGCGAAGGAUAUCACUGUAAAGGGUCUUGAGGUUGUGAGAAGGGCGAAGUGGGUAUUUCUGGAGGCGUACACGUCCAUUCUUACGUGUGGAAAGGAUGCGUUGGAGGAAUUUUAUGGCAGAGAAGUUAUACUUGCUGACAGAGACAUGGUGGAACAAGAAUCAGAUGCAAUAUUCAAAGAUGCCAAAGAGGAGGAUAUUGCCUUCUUAGUGGUGGGAGAUCCUUUUGGUGCAACAACCCACAGUGAUCUCGUGUUGCGGGCAAUAGAACUGGACAUUCCAUAUAAGGUCAUCCACAAUGCCUCCAUCAUGAAUGCUGUAGGCUGCUGUGGGCUCCAGCUGUAUAACUUUGGUGAAACCGUGUCUGUAGUAUUCUGGACAGAUGACUGGAAACCUGACAGCUACUAUGACAAGAUAGCAGCCAACAGGGAGAAGGGAUGGCACACGCUUUGUUUGUUAGAUAUCAAAGUGAAGGAACAGUCUAUAGAAAACUUGAUGAAGGGAAGGAAAAUCUAUGAGCCUCCUCGAUACAUGACAGUGAAGCAAGCAGCUGAACAGUUUCUGGAAAUAGUGCAGAAGAAGAAGGAGCAAGGGGCAGAAAAACAAGCCAUUGAAGAGGACACCAUCUGUGUAGGACUAGCCAGGAUUGGGACGGACACACAGCAGAUAGCAGCGGGCACCCUGACACAGCUGGCUGAGACGGACAUGGGAGGGCCGCUUCACUCUUUAGUCAUCCCUGGACACAUGCAUCCGCUGGAGAUAGACAUGCUCAGGCACUUCGCUAUAGAUAGGGAGAGCUUUGACACAAGUGUACAUGUGGAAGAAUAAAUCAUCUUGCAUUCAUGUACAGUGGUACUAGUAUAUCAUGUUAAGAUUGUAUAGUCAGUGUCAUUUUAUUGACCCUGUACCUUUGGUGUCAAGUAUCUUUGUCUCUUUACAAUGUAAAUGAUAUGUAAUCAUGUGUAAAUGAUAUGUAAUCAAAAAGUGCUCAUAUCCUGGUCUCCUAUGAUUUAUAAAUUCAUUUCGUCAAUGCACAAAUUUAUCUACUUCCACUUCACUACCAAAUUUCAGUGAUUUUGUAAAGAAAAUGCUCGUGGUGAAAACAACCAUUUUUUUCUUUUUACAAAUUUAGGUAAGCGUAGGACAGUACAUGUGUAAAGAAGUCGUUGAUUUAUGCAAAAUAUACCAAGGGGAAGACAAGUAAACAACAUAAAUUUGUUUUAUCAAUUUGAAUCUGUUGAAUAUGAAGUUCAAAAUGUGUUCUAGACUGGUGGAAAAGAGGUUUUUGAUUAAUUUAAAUGUUUCAGACCCAUAGAUUUGUCUAACCUGUCCCAAAUCAGGGAUGCAUACUUAAGUUGAGUAAAAUGGUACUGUCUAGUUCCUUCUUCAAUAACAACAUGAAACAAGACAGCAAUACAAAAUGACAUACCCUUUAUUUCAUUGAGUGUUCUUCUAAAUUGUGCAUGAACACUUCUACUGCUAUGUUUACAUUUAAAAGAAGGUUUAGAAGAAAGAAACAUGGCCAUGUUUAAUGCAGCACAUGUGGAAAACAUAUACAUAUGUAGUAGUCUUCACACACACACAGGAGUCAAAAUACAUUGUUUCUACCAUGACCAGACACAUAGUUCACAUGCAGUUGGCUAAAUCUUUUUUAUGUCGUACAAAGAUCAAGCUCCAUGGUCAAGUAAUACUGACCACAUGCAAGUCCCAUAGAUUACAUAGUAACCAUAGCAACCAUACAGAGUAACCAUAGAGAUUUGUUCUGCUUCUAUUUUUGCAUACAAUGAAGGCGAGACACCAGAAUGCAUCAUUGUAGUGCUGAGGUACAAACAGGGCUUACUCCUUUGCUAACAUGCUUCCCUUUUAUCAUUCUUGCACCUGAAAAGCUGCAUUGAAAGAAUCU